Molecule: messenger RNA, 3286 nt
Organism: Symphalangus syndactylus (siamang)
Lineage: Eukaryota; Metazoa; Chordata; Mammalia; Primates; Hylobatidae
Gene: UGDH
Product: UDP-glucose 6-dehydrogenase
Biological process (GO): glycosaminoglycan biosynthetic process
Cellular component (GO): nucleus
Molecular function (GO): NAD binding; UDP-glucose 6-dehydrogenase activity
Source: RefSeq, a predicted model, not a curated record
UCGGCCAGGGGCGGGGCAGACCCUCCCAGCCAGGACCAGCCCCAGUCUCCCCGCCCCUGGGCCCUGAAAGAAAUAGGGACCCGGCCCUGGGCCUUGUGUAGUGGGAGGGGGAGCUAGGAAGCAGCUGAGGGCAGAGUCCAGGAGGGCCUGGCUGCGGGGGAAUGAAGCCUCCGCCUUCUCAGGCAAAAGCCUUUAAAUACGGGCUCAGGCCCGGGACUCAGAGUGUAACGCGUGGCAGCCUGAGGGAGGGGCGUGCGCCGAGAGGGAGCUCAGACGGAGCGGGGCGCGGGUGGAGAAGCUGCGGCGGCGCGGCCCGUAGGAAGGUGCUGUCCGAACGAUCGGGAUAGGAGCGGUCCCUGCGCUUGCUGCUGGGAAGUGGUACAAUCAUGUUUGAAAUUAAGAAGAUCUGUUGCAUCGGUGCAGGCUAUGUUGGAGGACCCACAUGUAGUGUCAUUGCUCAUAUGUGUCCUGAAAUCAGGGUAACGGUUGUUGAUGUCAAUGAAUCAAGAAUCAAUGCGUGGAAUUCUCCUACACUUCCUAUUUAUGAGCCAGGACUAAAAGAAGUGGUAGAAUCCUGUCGAGGAAAAAAUCUUUUUUUUUCUACCAAUAUUGAUGAUGCCAUCAAAGAAGCUGAUCUUGUAUUUAUUUCUGUGAAUACUCCAACAAAAACCUAUGGAAUGGGGAAAGGCCGGGCAGCAGAUCUGAAGUAUAUUGAAGCUUGUGCUAGACGCAUUGUGCAAAACUCAAAUGGGUACAAAAUUGUGACUGAGAAAAGCACAGUUCCAGUGCGGGCAGCAGAAAGUAUCCGUCGCAUAUUUGAUGCAAACACAAAACCCAACUUGAAUUUACAGGUGCUGUCCAACCCUGAGUUUCUGGCAGAGGGAACAGCCAUCAAUGACCUAAAGAACCCAGACAGAGUACUGAUUGGAGGGGAUGAAACUCCAGAGGGCCAGAGAGCUGUGCAGGCCCUGUGUGCUGUAUAUGAGCACUGGGUUCCCAGAGAAAAGAUCCUCACCACUAAUACUUGGUCUUCAGAGCUUUCCAAACUGGCAGCAAAUGCUUUUCUUGCCCAGAGAAUAAGCAGCAUUAACUCCAUAAGUGCUCUUUGUGAAGCAACAGGAGCUGAUGUAGAAGAGGUAGCAACAGCGAUUGGAAUGGACCAGAGAAUUGGAAACAAGUUUCUAAAAGCCAGUGUUGGGUUUGGUGGGAGCUGCUUCCAAAAGGAUGUUCUGAAUUUGGUUUAUCUCUGUGAGGCUCUGAAUUUGCCAGAAGUGGCUCGUUAUUGGCAGCAGGUCAUAGACAUGAAUGACUACCAGAGGAGGAGAUUUGCUUCCCGGAUCAUAGAUAGUCUGUUUAAUACAGUAACUGAUAAGAAGAUAGCUAUUUUGGGAUUUGCAUUCAAAAAGGACACUGGUGAUACAAGAGAAUCUUCUAGUAUAUAUAUUAGCAAAUAUUUGAUGGAUGAAGGCGCACAUCUCCAUAUAUAUGAUCCAAAAGUACCUAGGGAACAAAUAGUUGUGGAUCUUUCUCAUCCAGGUGUUUCAGAGGAUGACCAAGUGUCCCGGCUCGUGACCAUUUCCAAGGAUCCAUAUGAAGCAUGUGAUGGUGCCCAUGCUGUUGUUAUUUGCACUGAGUGGGACAUGUUUAAGGAAUUGGAUUAUGAACGCAUUCAUAAAAAAAUGCUAAAGCCAGCCUUUAUCUUCGAUGGACGGCGUGUCCUGGAUGGGCUCCACAAUGAACUACAAACCAUUGGCUUCCAGAUUGAAACAAUUGGCAAAAAGGUGUCUUCAAAGAGAAUUCCAUAUGCUCCUUCUGGUGAAAUUCCGAAGUUUAGUCUUCAAGAUCCACCUAACAAGAAACCUAAAGUGUAGAGAUUGCCAUUUUUAUUUGUGAUUUUUUUUUUUUUUUUUUGGUACUUCAGGAUAGCAAAUAUCUAUCUGAUAUUAAAUGAUAAAUGAACCAAGUUUUUUUUUUUGUUUUUGUUUUUUUUGCUUUUUUUUUUUUUUUUGAGACAGAGUCUCACUGUUGCCCAGGCUGGAGUGCAGUGGCACGAUCUCGGCUCACUGCAAGCUCCGCUUCCCAGGUUCACGCCAUUCUCCUGGCUCAGCCUUCCAAGUAGCUGGGACUACAGGUGCCUGCCACAAUGCCCAGCUAAUUUUUUUUUGUAUUUUUAGUAGAGACAGGGUUUCACCGUGUUAGCCAGGAUGGUCUCAAUCUCCUGACCUCGUGAACCACCUGUCCCGCCCUCCCAAAGUGCUGGGAUUACAGGCGUGAGCCACCGCGCCUGGCCCAUAAACCAAGUGUUUUUAAGGAAACAAAACUAUUUUUUUAAUCAUCAGAUUUAUACUAGCUAUAUGGAUAUUAGCAUAUCUGGUAAUUAUGAAUCUAGAAUUUUUUUACAUAUUUUUAUAAUACUGUUAACCCAGUUAUUGGAUGAGUGAAAUAUAAUCAUGUUGGUUUUAAUAGUGUCAAUUUUUGUAAAAUAAAAAUUAAACUUCAAACACUUUACUUUUUAAAUUGUCCAUAGGCCGCACUUUAAUAUCACAUUAUAAAGGGAAGGACAGUCUUCAUUUUUCCUGGUUAUUGGUUUGCUUGUCAUUAAAUAUGUAUUUUGAAUCCAUGAAAUUGCUAUGCUAAAUAGCCUUUACAUGUAUGGUCUGAUUAAAGUUCCUUUGUUCUUUUUGUUUUAAUAAAAUGCAUCACUGAUUUUUCAGCUCAAAAUCAUCACUGUUAAUUUCCAGUCACCCCAAAUAUGGUUAAAAGAUUUUUUUUUUUAAUCAUGAAGAGAAAAUUAGUAGUAGUGUUUCUUUCUCUCCCCAUUAUUUCUUGGUUUUCCUCACUAAUCUUUUUUUUUUUAGUCCAAAAGCCAAAAAUAUUUAUCUUGGUUUUACAUUUUAAUUUCCAUUCUUAAUUGUAAUUUUUUUCUUUAAAUAAGGAAACCAAUAUAAUCUCAUGUAUAAAAACUUAAAUAUUUUACAAGUUACAUAUAGCAUCAUUCUAAAAUAAGAAUUUUUUUUGUUUUCUGUCUGUUUUUUUCUUAUGUCUCUUAUUGAGUUUUACAUUUUCAGUGGUUAUUUUUGCUUGUGUUAGAACAUUAUUAAAAUAUAUCCAAUGUCCCUUUGAUAACUUGUGCUCUGCUGAGAAUGUACAGUUUGCAUUAAACAGCCCAGGUCUCAUCCUUCAGGAAUUUUGCAGUUCAAUGAGAAGAGGGAGACAAAUAUAAAGACGAGGACAGAAGCAUCUGUACAGAUGAAAAUUACAUAAAUAAAACAUUCUCCAUCAACAA